Panicum hallii is the source of this 2501-nucleotide messenger RNA. RefSeq names its product BTB/POZ domain-containing protein NPY1-like. The record is from RefSeq and is a predicted model, not a curated record. Bases 262 to 2163 code for a protein of 633 amino acids. Gene Ontology annotation, molecular function: protein binding. The transcript is spliced from 4 exons. NCBI's taxonomy places the organism in Eukaryota, Viridiplantae, Streptophyta, Magnoliopsida, Poales, Poaceae.
UCACCAAACCAAACCCAAUUCAUUCGCGUCUCUCCUCCCUGCUCUGCUCCCGUGCGUGUUUCUUGGGACUACGACCUGCUGGCCCUGGGCUGGUCUCCACUGCUCCCCGAGCAGAGCGGCGAGGCCGCGAGGAGAACCGGGGCAGGGAGGAGGCGUGAAAUGUAAGCAAGGGACACGCUGAGCUGAAGCCGCAGAGAAGCUGUCGUCCCAAGGAGAGAGGAAGCUAGCGAGCGAGGAGAGGGCCGCGUUGCCGUUUCCGCCAUGAAGUUCAUGAAGCUCGGCUCCAAGCCGGACGCCUUCCAGACCGACGGCAGCGACGCCAGAUAUGUGCUGUCUGACCUUCCGUCAGAUAUCGUCAUCCAUGUCGACGGUGCAAGGUUUUAUCUGCACAAGUUCCCUCUUCUUUCCAAGAGUAGCUUGUUACAGAGGUUGAUAAUUGAGGCCAGUCAGAAUGGCACUGAUGAAGUUGUCAUACAAGACAUUCCUGGGGGAGUGAAAACCUUCGAAAUCUGCGCAAAGUUCUGCUAUGGCAUGGUGGUGACCCUCAACGCAUACAAUGUUGUUGCCGCAAGGUGUGCAGCAGAGUACCUAGGGAUGACCGAGGAUGUUGAGAAGAGCAAUCUGAUAUUUAAGAUGGAGGUGUUCCUGAAUUCCGGCAUCUUCAGAAGCUGGAAGGACUCAAUCAUAGCGCUCCAGACCACUGAUGCACUGUUACCUUGGUCAGAGGAGCUGAAGUUGGUUGGAAGAUGCAUAGAUUCCAUUGCUACCAAAGCUACUGUUAACCCGUCGAAUGUAAUGUGGUCAUACACCUACAACAGGAAAUCUGCAUCCUCCGAUGAGAUAGUUGAAGCUCGCAAAAGCUCACAGGCAGUUCCCAAGGACUGGUGGGUUGAAGAUCUGUGCGAACUUGAUGUAGACCUUUACAGGCGUGUCAUGGUUGCAGUGAAGUCAAGGGGGAGGGUCCCCUCCGAUGUUGUUGGAGAAGCACUCAAGGCAUAUGCUGCUAGAUGGCUUCCUGAAUGUUGCGACACGUUGGUGGAUGAUGUCUACUCUGAAUCAUAUAAGCAUCUGCUUGAAACCAUCGUUUGGCUAUUGCCCUCCGAUAAGGGAUCUUCAGGGAUUUCAUGCCGUUUCUUCCUGAAGCUGCUGAAAGCCACUGUCCUGAUUGGAGCUGGAGAGCUCCUGAAGGAAGAACUCAUGGACAGGAUUGUCUUGCAGCUCCACAAGGCUUCAGUCCAUGAUCUUCUGAUUCCUUCCAAGCCACCGGCGCAGACAAUUUACGAUAUUCAGCUGGUUCAGACACUCAUCGGUAGGUACAUGAGGCAUGCCGGAGUAGCUGAAGAUGGGAUUUUUCUCAACAACCUUGACCAGGAGAUGUUUGAGACAAAUGUGGACAAUGAGUCUUUGGUAGCACUAUGCAAGCUGGUCGACAGGUACCUAGCUGAAGUUGCCUCUGAUCCAAAUCUGUCAGUUUCAAGCUUCGUGGAUUUGGCGACUUCCAUGCCUGAGUCUGCCAGAACAACACACGAUGGAUUAUACACCGCUAUUGACAUAUUUCUGAAGCUGCAUCCCGGCCUACCCAAGACGGAGAAGAGGAAGAUCUGCAGCCUGAUGGACGUGAAGAAGCUCUCCAAGGGGGCAUGCAUCCACGCGGCGCAGAACGACCGUCUCCCGCUCCGCGUGGUGGUCCAGGUCCUCUUCUUCGAGCAGCUCCGUGCCGCGGGAGCCGCCUCGGCCGCUCCAGGGCCCAACGGCAGCAUGGCGCGGUGCAUGGCGCGCCUGGCGGAGGAAGAGGAGGACGACGACUGGAAGGACGGGCGCGCGCAGCAGGAGCCCCCGACACCCGGCGCGCUGAAGAAGCAGCUGGGGAGCCUGAAGCUGGCGGCGGCCGACCAUGGCGCGGGCGACGACGGCCGGCGCCUGGUGGCGCGGAGCAGCAGCGUGGCCAACCAGAGCAGCCGGCUGUCGUUGUCGUCACGGUCGCGGAGGAUCUUCGACAAGCUGUGGGUCGGCGGCGCGAAGCUCCCCGGGGAGGGCCCCGCCGGCGGCAAGGGGUCGUCGGACACGUCCGGGAGCUCGCAGAGCCCGCGGUCGUCGGCCAAGCCGCUCGAGUCCAAGUCGUCCAGCUCGUCGUCGAGGAACCGGCGGUACUCGGUCUCGUAGGCCGGCCGGCCGGCCGGCCGGCGGCCGGCGGAGGCUGUACAGAGGAAGGAUGAGGAGCCUGGUCCAAAUCAAACGCAAAGGAUCAUGAACUGCUGCUAACUUUCAGAGACCGUGUUGAUCCGUGCUGUAGUGUGGCACGCAGCUAGAAAUCCUUGUUCAGUCCCACGUUUCCAACUGCUCUGAUCUUGGGACGAUCCCUGCUUCCUGUUACAGACUUGGCGAUCCGGGGCGGUCUUUUUGGUGGCUCUGAUCUGUUCGGCGGCUGUCGCUCUUGUCAUGAAGCUAGCGAUCAGACCAAGCCGUGUACUAAACUUCAAGAUUGGUUGAGUAUGAACCUU